Lucilia cuprina (Australian sheep blowfly) is the source of this 880-nucleotide messenger RNA. RefSeq names its product putative gustatory receptor 28b. Gene Ontology annotation, biological process: sensory perception of taste. The transcript is spliced from 5 exons. Lineage: Eukaryota; Metazoa; Arthropoda; Insecta; Diptera; Calliphoridae. The record is from RefSeq and is a predicted model, not a curated record. Bases 48 to 848 code for a protein of 266 amino acids. Gene Ontology annotation, cellular component: membrane.
CAACAAAACUUUAACAUCAGCAGUCACUAUUUAGACACACUCUCGUCAUGAGGUCCACAAACAGUAUCAGCUAUAAUGAAUUGCAAUUUAAAAUCGAUAAUAAACUGCAACAAAUGCAAAAACGAAAAAUUCAUUCCAGAACUAACAGUGGCAAAAGUAAAGAUCCUGCUAAAGUUUUACAUCUCAUCAAAUGGAAUACAAUUAAUAGGCAACACAUGCAGCAGUAUCAAAAACAAAAGAAUCCCAUUAAUAAUGAUGUAAAAGUUGUAAAACCUUUAAUGAAAGCAGAGGAGUUAAAGGAUAUCAUCAAUCGUGUUAUGCUGUUACAAAAAUCUCUUAUUGAAUUGAGUAAAAGUAUUGGAGACUAUCGACGUCUGCAGAUCGCCUGCAUAUUCUUUCAAUGUUCUUUGUCCAUUGUCUUUAAUGCCUAUAAUUUGGUGGUUUUUCUUUUAAUAAUUGCCAAUGAUGCUGGUGAUGUUCCCCUUUCACUUGCCAUGUUGGUAUUUUUCUAUGGUUAUCACAUUGCCAGUUCUCUUUCGGAUAUAAUUAUCAGUGUGUCUGCAUAUCAUGGAGUCUAUGAAUCGAUUCGUAAAACUGCCUCUAUAGCUGAUGAACUUAAUAUGUAUAUUUUGGAAGGAGAAAUUAAUGCCAGGAUCUCUCAAUUAUCCAGCUAUGUCUACAAUAACUUAAGAACAUUUACUCUAUUUGGACUUUACAACAUUGAUGGCACUUUAAUAACUUCUAUUUUAUCUGGAACCAUAACAUACAUUAUAAUUCUUAUACAAUACAGUGAUAAUGAAAAUUUUCAAUAUAUAGAACAUUUAAAUACGAAUACAAGCAAAACAUAAAGUUAAGCCUAAAAGACAAUUUAAAUAAUCGA